AUCGAUCCCCUCUCAACCAAAUCACCAUUGUCUUUAUAUAUAUAUUUCCUCUCCUCAAGUACCCUCCUCCCUCACUCUCUGAAAUUUGAUAUAUGAAACAGUCUCCAACAUAGGGAUUGAAAACCCUAAACAAUGACGUUACUCUCACUGUUCACUAUCCUCCUCCUCAUCUUGCACUCCAACUUCUCCUUAACCACGUCAACCACGACUAACGUUACAGCAGGAGUAGGAGCAGCAACAACAGUGUCCAAAGAUGAAGUAUCAUGCUCAAUGUGCAUUGAAUGUGAACACCCAUGCCCUCUGCCAUCACCACCACCGCCAGUGGUUGAGUGCCCGCCUCCACCUUCUCCUCCACCACCUCCUUCUCCACCACCACCACCUGUACCACGACCGCCAGUCAUCCCGGAAUGCCCACCACCACCCAAGCCUCCAUGUCCUGAAAAUUGCGAGUACCCUCCUCCAUUGCCACCUUCAAUUUGGCCACCUAGUCCGCCAUAUCCCAAUCCUUUUCCACCAUACCCUAACUACCCUUCAGUUCCUGACCAUUCUGUCCAUUUGAAAGCACAGCCAGUUGUCAUCUCCUUUGCUCUCUUCCUUGCUUUUCUCUGCUUCAUGUUCUAGCUAGCUAGCUAGAUGCUUAACUUUAAUUUCACGUAGUAAUUGCGCCUCGGUGGCACUCAGCUUUCUCUCGUAAUUCUUUGUCAGUACGUUGAUAUCUCUACGCUUAGGUAUUUUCUCUAGAAAUAACAGUACUGAUCUAUUUGGCAUUCUUGCGGCCUGCUUCUAAUUAUGCCAGGCUAGCUAGCUAGCUUCCCCGUGGAGAAAUAGGAGAAGGAAAGAAAGAAAUAACGUCAUUAGUUGAUUAAUGAAGAAAUCUAGUCUCCGGCUCCCUCGCUACUUAAUUUGUAAUGUUAUGCAUGUACGUUAUUAUCUUCUUUUAUGUCGAAAAAUAAAUUAUUAAUUUGUUCCA
Molecule: messenger RNA, 970 nt
Organism: Juglans regia (Persian walnut)
Lineage: Eukaryota; Viridiplantae; Streptophyta; Magnoliopsida; Fagales; Juglandaceae
Product: glyceraldehyde-3-phosphate dehydrogenase, testis-specific-like
Exons: 1
Coding region: 133-621 (162 amino acids)
Source: RefSeq, a predicted model, not a curated record